This is a messenger RNA of Mesorhabditis spiculigera, 756 nucleotides long. The record is from the annotation of a GenBank genome assembly. Lineage: Eukaryota; Metazoa; Nematoda; Chromadorea; Rhabditida; Rhabditidae.
AUGCCGAGGGGACCCGGCGGCGAGCCUGCCCCAACAACACCACAACAAGUUGCCCUGAAGUACUUCCUGUCGUGUUCAGCAGCUUUGGUCGCGGAGACAGUAACCUACCCUCUGGACAUCACAAAAACACGACUCCAAAUAGUGCGCCAUGGCCCGCACGGGCAUACAAGUAAAGCAACAGGGAUGAUGAGCGUCACUUAUGAUAUAGUAAAAAACGAAGGCGCGAUGAGCUUAUGGCGCGGCGUCGCACCUGCAAUCUAUAGGCAUUAUGGCAGAUACACUGGCACCUUUGACGCAUUUCGAGCCGUCUACCGAUCUCACGGCUUUUUCGGACUUUGGAUGGGCUGGGUGCCGAACUGCCAACGGGCAGCGCUUUUGAAUAUGGCUGAUUUGGCAACCUACGAUCGUGCGAAACACUGGCUGCUCGCGAACACCGGGCUGAAGGACAAUUUAUGGACGCACGCAAUUUCUAGUGCUUGUUCAGGAUUAAUGGCGGCAAUCGUCAGUACCCCGGCCGAUGUUGUGAAGACCCGAAUGAUGGAUCAAAUACGGCAUCUACACGAUUCUGACCCAAAUGGAAAACCAUCAAAAAUGCACAAAGGAAGCAUCGACUGCCUGAUGCAUAUCGUCAAACGCGAGGGCUUCUGGGCAUUGUAUCGCGGAUUCUUGCCUACCUAUAUAAGAAUGGCUCCCUGGUCGCUGACCUUCUGGAUUUCCUACGAAAAAAUCCGCUGGCUGACGGGAGCGCCGAGCUUC